AUGGCAACAGCUCAUUCAGUGACCAUAAUUGGUGGUGGUAUUGGUGGUUUGACUGUUGCUAAUGCUUUAAAACGAAUAGGAAUGUCCGUUUCAUUAUAUGAACGUGCUCCUUAUUUUAUUCCAACAGCUGGAGCAGCAUUUGGUCUUCAGCCUAAUGGACAGAUAUCACUUGCUCAUAUCGAAUUUAAAGAUCAAAUCCAAAACAUUCUUCAUCCUUUCUUUAAAUGGCAAAUUAUUAAUGAAAAUGGUGAAGUAGUGGCUAUAUCGAAUAAAUUAGCCGAAUAUGGAAAAACUAUUCGAUUAUUUUUUGGGUGGUGCUCUGCGUUCUGA
Rotaria sp. Silwood1 is the source of this 330-nucleotide messenger RNA. NCBI's taxonomy places the organism in Eukaryota, Metazoa, Rotifera, Eurotatoria, Philodinida, Philodinidae. The record is from the annotation of a GenBank genome assembly.